Molecule: messenger RNA, 2083 nt
Organism: Orbicella faveolata
Lineage: Eukaryota; Metazoa; Cnidaria; Anthozoa; Scleractinia; Merulinidae
Source: RefSeq, a predicted model, not a curated record
GGCUACGGCUGGACAGGAGGUUGCAGAACCAAAUGGCCUGGGAUGGACUUUAGAAGAGAAGGAGAUACGUGGACGGCCAAUUAUCAACAACCAUGCGAGGGACACAAGGCAGCAGAUCGCUUGAAGAUCACCUACGAAAACUUUUCUUUUAAAGUCAAGAACAUAGACUACGGCAAGCCUGUUGUAGACACUAUGAAGCCCAUUGUUCAAGAUGUUGGAGAGAUACAGAAUGAAGAUCCUUUACCUGUAGAAACGACAAUCACUCGCGAGAUAAAAACCGUGCGAACUGUGAUCCAUUCCUCAACAAGCAGAUGGAAGGCGGGAAUUGGUGCAUCCAUCUCACUUAAAUACAAGUCCCCAGGCUCCGUUGCUGGAGCAGUUGCUGGCACCUUCAGUGCUUCAGUGACCUUGUCAGGGGAAGCAGAGAGCGGUCAAGUGAACAAAGACGACAACGGAGAAAUAUCUUGGGAUAUCAUGAGAGUACCGGAGACGCAAACAGUCGAUGGUCUUUCUACGACAAGGUACCAACUAAACGUGGCGAGGAAGAACGUGACGGUGCCUUAUAGAGCCACGAUACAGGUUCAGUUCAGUGCUAAACUGGAAGGAUUCCUCCGCUGGGGUGGAGGCAAAGGAGGCUCUAGUCCAAAUUUUCAUGAAACUCACCAAGGAUCAGAGGACCGACCUGACUUCCCGUACAGCAUAGGAAGGCCUGAUGAGCCAUUCUUCAAGUUCUUAAAGAGAGUGAGUCAGAGGGAUGAUAAACCUUGGUUGUGGAACGACAUGAAACAGAAGUACGAGUGGCUGCCAGAAGUGAUCCAUGCUCUGACUAACGAGAGCCUGUAUGAGUUCGAGUUGGAAGGAAAGUUCCACGACGUGUCUGGACUGAGUUGGGAUGUCAAAUGGUCCGAUGUCCCAAUCAGUUAAGAGCAUUUACUUCAAGCAGAGUAUUUCAAACACAGCGUUAGAAUAUCAGUGAUUACUAACUAGGAAAGAAUUAAAAACUGAUAACUAUAAAACCAAGUCGUUUUUUUUUUCUUCGGUUAUUCUCAAUCGGCAUCCAGAGCCCGCGUUUCCUUUGACCUACGGUCAAAAGAGGAUGUCAAAAACGAGCUUCGGGUCGAUCCAUUCGUUGGCGAAAGAACGAGGAACGAUUCAAUAUCCAUUGUUUGAGGACUUGAACAAAGGAGACCAGAUCAUUACUUAUUACAAGUGUUAAUUAUAUUGCGCGUGUCUAACAAUCGAAGUUUUUAGAGUAUCGACACUGUGCUAUUAGCCUAGCACUUGUUGAAAGACUUGGCUAUUUACUUGAAGUUGAUAAAGGUUAGUCAAACACCGUAGCGAGUUUGUGAAAUGGUUCAUUCACCCCCUACUAGCUUCACAUUGAUGGAUGGCUAAGUAUUUAAAUUGCUCGCCGACGCGGCUUAAAAUACUCGUAAAACAUGAAAACUUACUACACCAAAUCAAACGCGUGGACUUAAAUUUCUUAGAUUCUUAAGCCAAACAAGGAUUUUCAGGGGCCUAGCUAGGGGGGGGGGGUCCUAGGGUGCCCGUGACUCCCUCCUUUAGUAAGCUUUUUUUAAGCAAACAACCUACAACAGGUGGCGAAAACGACAUGACAAUCUGGCCAGUACCCUCACUUUGACACAGUGUGACCCUCCUUUGAAAAAUCUUGGCUACGCCCCUGAUUUUCGGACACUCUCGCUCGACCUGGACUUGAUUACAGAAUUUAAGCAAUGACGACGGCGACCCCGAAGACAACGCCAAGAAAAAAAAAAAGGAAGUUAUAUUUUAUCGUCAAAUUUCGCAAUUGUCUAGAUGUGCUCAGUGUGUCUAUUGGUCACAGAACUUGGUCAAGCUAAGUAUGUAACGCCAGUGCUCAAUUUCGAAUGAAAAUACGAAAAGUUAGCAGCCGUCGUUCGUACGCAGAACUUAGUGAUUUCACUUUGUUGUUUUGCAAAGGACGGCAAGGAAAUGACCAAAAAUUUAGAACGCACAUGCUCUGUAAUUGUUCUACUUCUUCAGUUAGGUGGCGUUCUCGUUGCUGUCAGGCAGUUCAGCAUUUUUUGUCUGACGUGGGCGAAAU